AUGGCUUCUCAAAAGAACAAGAACACUGUCAGUGAUUACAUGUCCCAACGAAAAGGUGGAGCACCAUCUAGAGUGUCUGAAAUGGGUGCUCGGUUUAUAAUUCCGACUACAGGUCGUGCCCAACCACCAAUUCCAGCCCCACGUACGGCAGAGUCGGCACCAUCUGGUAUGGGUACUCUUUUUAUAUCUCCGACAGCAGGUCAUGUCCAGAUACCAAUCGCAGCCCCUCGUACUCGAGUUAGUUAUACAUGGGAUUCAUCACCAUUAUCUUCCUCAGAGACUCUCUCAGUGAAUGCAGAAGAUGAUGAGGAUAGAGUUCCAGAGACAGAGUCAUGGAUGACUCUUGAGGAUCUGCUUCUGAGCCCGGGUCGGCAGAACAUGUUAAAACUGGUGCCUCCGUCGGACAAUGCACAAGCUGAAAGUGAUGCAUGGUUCAGCUUAAAUCAUACGGUUACGGGGCAGAUUAGGGAGAUCAUGGAGGCUGAUUUCGGAGGAUUGUAUUACAACAUGACUAACACCCCACUCGAAGUGCAAAGGCGUUGGUUUAAGUCAUUUGCACAACGUUUUAAUUGGGAUAUCAUUCACACUGAGAUUAUUCGAAAAAAGUUCAAGACGCAAGCGGGAACGCAACUAUGUGGUUUAGUUUCUGAUUGGAAAAGAGGUAUGAAGAAACCUAAGUUUAUGGGAAAUACUCUCUGGGGAAAAUUCCUUUAUCAUUAUCGGAGUGAAGACCACAAAGCUACGAGUGAUAGGAAUUCUAAGGCGAGGAAGUGCAAUACAUCUCUCCAAUGCACAUGGAAAAAGUCUUUUAUUCGACGUCGUCAUGAGAUGCGGGAUGAAAACGGUGAGUUUCCUUCACACGUCGAGCUCCUUGAAGACACACACAAGAGAAAGUUGAAUGGUGUUGUCAUUGAUCCAAUGACGGUUGAAAUUUUAGAAAAGUGUAACAAGAAGGCUGAAGAAGUGUUAUCUCAGAAGCAAGCAUGUGAGGAUGGAUCUGGCCAAAUUCAAGAACUAACUAAAGACGAGAUGAAUGCUCUGUUUAAAGAGACCGUACCAAUUAAAAGAGGGCGUUGUUAUGGUAUGGGUUCAGUUUCAGAGUGUAUUAUGGGUUCUUUAUCUUUCACUCCGAGCCCCGUGAUUACAACUCUUCAGACGCAUCUCCAAUCAACUCAAGAUGAGUUUCAUGAGACAAAAAAUGUGUGA
Arabis nemorensis is the source of this 1206-nucleotide messenger RNA. The record is from the annotation of a GenBank genome assembly. Lineage: Eukaryota; Viridiplantae; Streptophyta; Magnoliopsida; Brassicales; Brassicaceae.